CCGGAAGUGACGUCUGAGCGAGUCAAGCCUGGUCCAAGAAGAAGCAGGAUGGGAUGCAGAGUAUCCCGUCCCGGGCAGCGAUGAGCUCCAUUUCUAAAUCCUGUGGGAAUUCUUUGUUAUAAAACAGUUCCUGAUCUAAAGUUGAAAAGAGAUGGCUUAUGUAAGAGACAUUUUCUUCAAGAAGUUGCUCCUUAGGAUUCAUGUGGACUAGAGAUUCAUUGGCUACUAUAAUGGAAAAAUCAUGGAUGCUUUGGACUUCCAUUGAAAAAUGGCUGCUUGCUUUGGUGUCAUGGUCCUGGGGUGUCUGCCGUAUUUCUCUCUUACCUUUGAUAGUGACUUUUCAUUUGUACGGUGGCCUGAUUUUACCUCUGUUAAUAUUUGUAUCUAUCACAGGUAUAUUAUAUAAAUUCCAGGAUGUGUUGCUUUAUUUCCCUGAGCAACCCUCUUCAUCAAGACUCUAUGUUCCCAUGCCUACUGGCAUCCCACAUGAGAAUAUAUUUAUCAAAACCAAAGAUGGUGUGUUGCUCAACCUAAUUCUUCUCAGAUUCACAGGUGAUAAUUCCUCAUAUUCUCCUACUAUCAUUUAUUUUCAUGGGAACGCAGGCAACAUUGGGCAUCGACUACCAAAUGCUUUAUUGAUGCUGGUAAACCUGAAAGUAAAUUUAUUAUUGGUUGACUAUAGAGGCUAUGGGAAGAGUGAAGGAGAAGCAAGUGAGAAUGGCAUCUAUUUAGAUUCUGAGGCUGUUCUAGACUAUGUGAUGACUAGAUCAGAUCUUGACAAGACAAAAAUUUUUCUUUUUGGUCGUUCAUUGGGGGGAGCAGUUGCUAUUCACCUAGCCUCUGAAAAUUCUCAUAGGAUUUCUGCAAUCUUGGUGGAGAAUACAUUCCUAAGUAUCCCACACAUGGCCAGCACUCUGUUUUCUUUUUUCCCUAUGAGGUACCUUCCUUUAUGGUGCUAUAAGAACAAGUUCCUGUCUUAUAGAAAAAUAUGUCAGUGCAGGAUGCCUUCACUGUUCAUUUCUGGACUUGCUGACCAAUUGAUUCCUCCAGUUAUGAUGAAGCAACUUUACGAACUUUCCCCUGCUCGGACUAAAAGAUUGGCAAUAUUUCCAGAUGGAACUCAUAAUGACACUUGGCAAUGUCAAGGCUACUUUACUGCACUCGAACAGUUUAUCAAAGAAGUUCUAAAAAGCCACUCCCCUGAAGAAAUGGCAAAAAUGACAUCUAAUGUAACAAUAAUAUAAUUGUAAUUCCAGUCUGUCUUUCUGAUAAAACUGCAUUGUACCUGGAUUUGUGGGAAGUGAUCAUUAAUUACCAUUUUUAAAUGUGUAUUCUGUAUGUAUUUAUCUUUGAAAAGUGAAAUUAAACAUGGAGAUAUCUACUGA
This is a messenger RNA of Thamnophis elegans (Western terrestrial garter snake), 1385 nucleotides long. RefSeq names its product abhydrolase domain containing 13 (gene ABHD13). NCBI's taxonomy places the organism in Eukaryota, Metazoa, Chordata, Lepidosauria, Squamata, Natricidae. The transcript has 3 exons. The record is from RefSeq and is a predicted model, not a curated record. Gene Ontology annotation, cellular component: membrane. Bases 201 to 1244 code for a protein of 347 amino acids. Gene Ontology annotation, molecular function: palmitoyl-(protein) hydrolase activity.